AUGUGUGAAGAAGAAGAGAGUUACAACUCUUUCACUGCAGAAGAGAACACCCAUCAUUGGAUGAACCACACCAAACGAUAUGAUGAAACUCCUAAAAAACAAAAACAACAAUACACUGUAAAUAAUAUAGAGAGAAAUGAAAACAGCAACAUCAACAACAAUAGCAGAAGUUCAAUAGAGAAGAAUGCGGAAUGUGAACGACAAGCAAAGGGAGAAGGAUUAGGAAGAAAUGGAAUUGUAAAUGUACCCUUUUCGAAAUAUGUAACCAUGGCAUUACAGCAAGAGUAUUCACAAGAGAAAACCAAAGAAGAAAAGGAAGAAGAAAAGGGAAAAGAAGAAUAUGAUAAUGAAGACAUUGAAGAGAAAUAUAAACAGGAUGCUUUUACAAGAAAGUUUCUUCGUCUACGUGAGAAAUCCGCUUUACAAAAGAUUAUUAACGAAAUCCGUUCACUUAUGCAAACCUGCCGCCUACCACCUAUGGAUAUUACUGCUAUUGAGAAAUAUAUUCUUAAAGUGGUAGAGAAGGGCCGACCAAAGACGGAUAUUCAAACAAACACAACAACUCCAAUAAGAGGAACAACAGGAAAACACUAUUAUAUGAAUUCUCCCACUCCACAUUUUCCACAAUCCCCAAGUGUGGUUUUAACAAACAAAGAAAAAGAGGAAUCUGUACAGAAAACGUUGGAAACUCCUUUAACGGGGAUAAAGAAAGUCCCACUCUUUACUGGUGGUAUGUCUAAACAACAUGUAGAGAAUAAUAAUAAUAAUAAUAAUAAUAAUAAUAAUAACAGGAGUAGCAGUGCUGCUAAUCCUAUGGACAAUAGCACUCCUAUUGCCACUUCCUCAGCAGGUGGUAGAUCACAUUCUGUGAGUGUAUUCAGUACACAAUCAAGACACGCUGCAUGGUAUGUCUCUGCCUACAAGGAUACAAUGGACGAUAUCAAAGAAGAAAACGAAAAAGAAAAAGAAGAAAAAGAAAAGAAAAGUGUUAAUAAUGAAGGAAUUCAUAAUUUAAGUGCGGAUAGAGAUGAAAUCUAUACAGUACCCCGUUCUCAUAGUGGCAAUAGAAAGAAGAGUAAGAGAUCUAGCAGAUCUACAUCCAAAUCAUCCACAAGGGGUCAGUCAAGAAAAACGAUGAGUAGAGAAAAUAAUGGGAGUUUUAGAGGAGUUUCCACUACACAAUUGUUUGAUAUGGCGGUAGCGGAUAUGAUGGAAUUACGUCAUAUUUUACGAGAACACAAAACGGCAACUUUUCUUGUAUUAACUGCUAUUGAUAAGAGAGAAACCAUUAUGUCAAGGUUACGUUCUUUUCUAUCUCUAGCUGCAGUGGAUUUUGCUUUUACUGGGAUGCCAAACCGCAGUAGUAAUAAAAGAGAUAAUAAUAAUAAUAAUAAUAAUAAUAAUAAUAAUAAUAAUAAUAAUAUACAUAAUGGUAAUAGUAAUGAUCAGAACCAAGUGCUUACGGGUGUGAAGGAAACAAGAACAUCAUCAUCAGAAAGUAGUUUACUUGAGGGGUGGUCGAGGCCAAUAGUACCAAAUAGUAAUAACAAAGGGCCACGACCUCGCAUUCUCACAUCUGUGCGAAUUUUGGAAUCACCAUUGAAAUCAAAUAUACGAGUGAAACACCGUAUUUACUAUAGAAAUGGUGUACUGUAUUUACUAAAGCAACUACAACGGGUAUCUGUUGCAGUAGUGAAAUCUAUUGUAGCUUGGCGUAGUCUUCUUAGUGGUAAUUAUCCAUUUGUGGUGAAUGGUCGUAAUUAUUUACUUGAAAUGGCAAAGGAGAUGGCAAACCUUGCGGAGAAUCCUGUAUUACUAGCGUUAUUUCCAACCUCUAAUAGUAGAGGAGGAAACUUAUAUAACUCAGAAGAAGAAAGAAAUAAUAAUAAUAAUAAUAAUGACUUUGAUGCCCUAUUACAGGAAAGACUCACCUUCCCUGCAAGCCUGCAGUACCACCCAUUAUUAACGAAUAUGACAGAACUAUUUGAACGAAGUAAGUCACCACAACCACCAAAAUGGAUAAGAAGAAACGAAAAAAGAAUGUACGAUCCUAUGCAUUUUAAUUUUUUUGAUAAUGUAAAUGAUAAUAACGUUUAUAUUUUUGAUCAAUACGACCUUGAUGCUAUUCUUAAUAAUGGCAAUGAUAAUGAUAAUAGUAGUAAUAAUCAUCAUAAUAAAAACAAUAAAAACUAUGAUGGUGGUAUGGAUGAAAAUGAUAAUGUCAGUAGAUUAACAAAUAUUAGAGGGCGAAAGAUAUUAACACCAGCAUUAGGACGUUUACAUUCACGGCGCAGUAAAAGAGUUCCCCAAGAUAUGAUGGACAUUGGCCAAUUAUUAGAUGCAGAGAUGAUUAUUCACCGUGAAGUGAAAGCGCAGAUGCAAUUACUGCGACGACACUUCCGUGCCUGUGCGGCUGGGCGAUAUCCAUUGUUGCUGCGCGGUGUGUGUUGUUUGGGUGGAGACCGCGAGGGGACAGUGCGGCUGCAGUCUCAACACUUGCAGCGGGUCUGGUAUUGGCAUCUGCACGAUGCCCUCUCUUGUCUACAGGAGGGAAACAGCGCGGUGCGGAAGGACUGA
Molecule: messenger RNA, 2577 nt
Organism: Trypanosoma theileri
Lineage: Eukaryota; Euglenozoa; Kinetoplastea; Trypanosomatida; Trypanosomatidae
Exons: 1
Coding region: 1-2577 (858 amino acids)
Source: RefSeq, a predicted model, not a curated record